AGAGAAUCGGUGGCCCCCAAGCUAUGGUCUGAAUAACGACAGAGGGAGGCUGCGUGAGAGGAGCACGAACAAUGACACCCUUCAAUUAAUAUUCAUUUUCUGUGUAUUUUUAUUGUGGUGGAAAAGGUGGAGCGAAAUCGGGAAAACCAUAUACGAGAGAAAAAAAAUGGAAAAGAAAAGCAUGGUGGUGAUGAGGCCUUAGAAACGCAUCCAACACAUCAAUCAACAGAAGCUGCGGAGCAACAGCAACAGCAACCGGAGAAGAAGAAGAAGAAGAAGAAGAGAGAUCUAGGGUUGGUUUUCUUCUUCAUGCAAGUGCCAGACUCAUCGAUGUUGAUUUCUUAUUCCAUUACAAGUUUCGAUUAGAAUUCCUUUGUUGGUCAAGAAUUCAGGUAAACGUGGUGUUAAUUUGAAGAUACCAACCAGGCCAGGGUUGAAUCUUCUUCCAGUUUCUCCUCGCGGCCAAGAGGGAAGAUGAUACUUUCAUGGUUCUCAAAGUGGAGGGCAAAAAAUUCGGCUGCAGAUCUGCUUAGUUCAGUAAUUUGCUGGAGCAAGUGAGGAAGAUAACCAGAGAAAAGGAGGCACAGCGUUUUUAGAGUUACUAGUCGAAAGCAGAAAGAUGGCUGCUGGUCCUCCUGUGAAGAAGUCGUUUGAAGUGAUGGAAGAAGAAAGAUGUAUAGGCUCCGCAACAAACCAGGUCAAGCAACAGUCAACAUCUUCACCGGCUACGACAAGCGCACCUCAAAAGAAGAAGAGAAAUCUCCCUGGAACACCAAAUCCAGAUGCGGAAGUGAUUGCACUGUCACCCAAGACCCUGAUGGCCACAAACAGGUUCAUAUGUGAGGUUUGCAACAAAGGGUUUCAGAGGGAACAGAACCUACAGCUCCACAGGAGAGGCCACAAUCUUCCAUGGAAGCUGAGGCAGAAAUCAAACAAAGAGGUCAAGAAGAAGGUCUAUCUUUGUCCAGAACCCACAUGCGUCCACCAUGACCCAUCAAGGGCGUUAGGUGACCUCACUGGCAUCAAGAAACACUAUUCCAGGAAACAUGGCGAGAAGAAAUGGAAGUGUGAGAAGUGCUCUAAGAAAUAUGCAGUUCAGUCUGACUGGAAAGCCCACUCCAAGACAUGCGGUACAAGAGAGUAUAGAUGCGAUUGCGGAACCCUAUUCUCAAGGCGUGAUAGCUUCAUCACUCAUAGGGCAUUCUGUGAUGCACUGGCACAAGAGAGUGCAAGGCUUCCAACUGGGCUAAGCACGAUCGCAGGGCAGCUAUACAACAACAGCAGCAGCAACAGCGUGGGUUUAGGACUGUCUCAGAUCGGUUCUCUAGCAGAUCAAACUCAUUCUUCUGCUAAUAUCCUCAGGCUUGGUGGAGCAGGAGCAACACAAUUCGACCAACUACUCCCACCUAAUUUUUCAUUUCGAUCGCCGCAGCCACCACCUUCGUUCUUCUCUUCCUGCAAUGGCGGUGGCGGCAGCUCUAAUCAGGAUUUCCAUGAGGACGCCCAAGCUCAGCAAGGACUGCUCCAGAGCAAACCUCCCACUUAUCCCGGAUUGAUGCAGCUGCCCGACUUAUCGAGUAACAGCACAAAUAGCUCAGCUGCGAAGGUGCCAAACAACGUCUUCAGUCUCAGUUUCCUCUCGCAGAACAGCAAUGGCGGCAACAAGCAGGGUGACGGGAGAACCAACGUCUUGCUUCAGGACCAGUUCAGUGGCAGUAUCAUGAGUGACCACAUGACCUCAUCUGUGCCUUCGCUUUACAACUCCCAGCUACAGGUUGACACAGUGGUCCCUCAGAUGUCAGCCACUGCGCUGCUUCAAAAAGCUGCUCAAUUGGGUGCAACCACCAGUGCUGGGAACCAGCUGAGAACGUUCAACAGCUCCACCCCAAAGGGCACCACAAGCCAUGACACGUCCUCCGCCGGGAUAGGCCUGCAGUGGCAGGAGCAAAGGCCGCCAUCAUCGCCAUCUUCGUCAUCUCUGCCCACUGCAACUCAGAGCCCUCCGAGCAGCAGGACUCAGCUGCUACCAACGUCACUCCCCAUCAAGGGCCUUGACCAGAUGAGAGCCAAUGUCAGCAUUGGGCAGGAAACCCACUUCCAGGAAUUCAUGAAUUCGCUGGUGAAUGGCAGUAGUUCCAUGUUUGGGGGUGACGCUAGAGGUAUUGAUGAGUUUGUAGAAUACAACGGUAGCCAUAGAAUGAACUUGCAGCUCCAGCACAGGGCAAACCAUGUUUCCAAUUUACAGGAUUCUAUGGAGGGAAAGCUACACCAGAAUGGUGGUGCUUCGUCUUCGAACGUGGCGGGCACAGAUGAGAUGACUAGAGACUUUCUUGGUGUUGGAGGGAUGAGCAGAGGGUUUAUUGGAGGUGGGUUCACUCAUAGGGAUCAGCAGCAACACCACACCAUGAAUUUGGUUUCUUUCGAUUCGGAAAUGAAGUCACUGGCUAGGUCCUAUAGUGAGAGGAUGCAGUGAAGAAGGCACAUGCAGUGCGAGCACUCCGAAAAACAUGGAGAGAAAAGGAGAAAAGGGUAUACAGGGGUUGCUGCUGUCAUGGCUGAUGAGAACUGCUGGGACGAAAUGCAAAGGCAUGUUCUAGGUGAUUAGCCAGAUGGUAGACUUGCAUGCAAAAUGCAGGUUAUUAUACUUGCAGUGCUCAAAAAGCACGAUAGUACACUGACCGGUUCAAGCCAUGGAAUACUCAUAAGCCACAGAUACUGUCUAUCAUUUGUUGUUUUGUUCUUCUCUUCGUUUUCUGUAUCAGCUUUUCCUUUUUCUUCAUUCCCUUCUUUUUCCUUGUCGCUAGCAAUUGAGAGGGAAAACAAUCUUUGAAUUUUCUGCCUCCAA
Molecule: messenger RNA, 2845 nt
Organism: Nymphaea colorata (pocket water lily)
Lineage: Eukaryota; Viridiplantae; Streptophyta; Magnoliopsida; Nymphaeales; Nymphaeaceae
Product: zinc finger protein BALDIBIS-like
Exons: 3
Coding region: 620-2473 (617 amino acids)
Cellular component (GO): nucleus
Molecular function (GO): DNA-binding transcription factor activity
Source: RefSeq, a predicted model, not a curated record